Drosophila albomicans is the source of this 2087-nucleotide messenger RNA. Its product is annotated as Kv channel-interacting protein 1. The record is from RefSeq and is a predicted model, not a curated record. Lineage: Eukaryota; Metazoa; Arthropoda; Insecta; Diptera; Drosophilidae. Bases 857 to 1477 code for a protein of 206 amino acids. The transcript has 6 exons. Gene Ontology annotation, molecular function: calcium ion binding.
AACAAGAGCUAAAGCGACAACAACAGCGAAAGCGACAACAACGAAACGAGCUAACGAAAAAUUACAAUGUGUGUGUGUGCGUGUGUGCGUGAAGGAAAGAAGUAAGGUGAAGUGAGUGACAAGUUGGCAAAAAAUAAAGAACCGAAAAUGGAACAACAACAACAGCAACAACAACAAAUGAAAUGUGCGCAACUAUGCAAAUAAAUUAAUAAGCCAAAGUCAUUACCAAAUUAAAACGAGACACGCGAAAAGCAGCAUACAACAAAAUAAAAACAUAGAGCGAGAGAGAGAGAGAGAGAGAGAGAGAGAGAGAGAGAGUGAGAAGCGAAAGCCAAGGAAAGUAAAGUAAAGGCAAGGCUCAAGUCAAGUGCGUUGAGUGGCAAAGUCAAGAGCUGCUGCUGAAGUAGCUGCUGGCAUGCUUAGAGAGACCCCAAGAAACGGAAAGAGAGGUUAACUCGUCCGUUGUCCUCGUCGCCGUCAAAGGCAUCGAAGCAAUGCUUGCCUCAUUAGCGACUUAGCCGCGUCAAAAUGCAAAGGUGAAGGAAGCCAAAAAAAUAAAAAUAAAAAAAAUACUCGACCGCAAAAACGGAAUAAUCACUGAAAGAGUUUUUCUUCCCUCUGCACAAGGACGAGAAAUUGAAUAUAUUUAAGGAAAUAUAUAUAUAUACAUAAUACUAUAUAUUGCAUGACGAGUGCUUAGUGGAUAAUUUGGCUAAUGAGCUGCGCCUGAGAAAUGAAAAUGGAAAUUGAUAUUGCGCAGAAAAGGGCAAAUUGAAAUAGACGCACAUAAUUGAAAUAUAAAAUAUAAUUAAAUUGCAUAAACAACAUCAUCAUAAACAUAUAAGAUUUAAGAAGCAUGGCAUCACCACCGGAAAGCCCCAUCGAGGAGGUGGUCUACGAGUUGGAACACACACGAGUGCCUAAACCCAUCCCAGUUGCUCUCGAGGAUUUGUGCCGUCAAACCAAGUUCACCAAGCAGGAAAUCCGCGUCAUGUAUAGAGGAUUUAAAACGGAAUGUCCCGAGGGUGUGGUGCACGAGGAUUGUUUUAAGGAUAUUUACGCCAAAUUCUUUCCACAUGGCAAUUCCAGUUUAUAUGCUCAUUAUGUGUUCAAAGCCUUCGAUGUUAAUUGCAAUGGCGCCAUUAGUUUUCGGGACUUACUCGUCACCUUAUCGACGCUGUUGCGCGGCUCUGUCUACGAGCGUCUGCGCUGGACCUUCAAAUUGUACGAUCUCAAUGGAGAUGGUCGCAUCAGUCGCGGCGAGCUGAGCGAAAUUGUGCUGGCCAUACACGAGCUUAUGGGACGGAGACCGCAUCAGCCGGAGGACGAUCGCAAGGCGAGAGAUCAGGUGGAUCGAGUCUUUCGCAAAUUGGACUUAAAUCAAGAUGGCAUCAUUACGAUAGAGGAGUUUCUCGAGGCUUGUCUCAAGGACGAUUUGGUAACACGUUCGCUGCAAAUGUUCGACAAUGACCUUUGAUGACAAGCGGACGAACCAGCGAUUCGCAAUACCAGGACUAUAAUACCGCUUAUUGAUCUAUAAAUUGAAUUACGAUUAACACACACACACAUACAGAAAACGCCCACAAAGCAAAGCCAACAAAGCCACAAACAACAAUUGUACUAAAUGAACACCAGUUAAGCAAAACAAAAGAAAAUGAAAGCUGAAGAAGAAGCAGAAGAAACAACAUAUUAGUACUUAACAUUAGUUUAGGCAGCUACAACAAAUAAUAAAUCCACGAAACUUUAAAACAUUUAUGUGUCUACGUUUCGGAUUUUGGAUUUCGGAUUUUGGAUGGAAAUUGAUCGUAAAUUUAUAAAAGACAACUAAGUAAAAUGAUACAAGAAUAUGUCACUUUUUUAUGCAUAUUAUGAAUUUAAUCCUGCCGUCAAAAGCGAAUUGGUCUUAUAUAUGUGUACUUAUGUAUGUACAAUAAAAACGUAUGUACUUUACUUUCAUGGAAUUAAAUGAGCAUUAACAAAAACAAACUCAAAAAACGAAACCACCAACCAAAUGAAUAACAAACAACUAACAAACGGAAUUGGUUUAAAAAAGUUUAACAAAUUGUGCAACACGAUUUACUUUACUC